AUGAUGUUCACCAAAAAAAGCAAAAAAAGCAAAUCUUCACUGGGCCAAAAACCCGCUCAGAAGAAAACCCGCCCCCACGGACUGCCCUCCCCGGCGCUGUGCUGCGCCUGCGGACUUUGCAUCAUGCUGGCGGGAAUAAACAUCACUCUAGUUGGCGCCUUCGCCUUCGGGACGUUUCUGCCCGUCAAUAACCCCCCCAUCAUCAUCGGACCCAUUCUCUUAGUUGUGGCCUUCGCUUUCUUCGGCGCUUGCUGCAUCUGUAGCCGGAGGCCGCCGGCGCACGGGGCCAGGAAGUGCAAGCCGGGGUCCAACAUCGGGUUCAUCAAGCCGGGAAAUACGGCCUUCGAAAUAGAGACCAGCGAGCACACCGUGCAGGACACGACGGCGGUGCAGCUCAGCCCGACCAACUCUCCGGAGUCCUCCCCCGCGCACGAACCCGCGAAGACUUGUAAGCUUUUCACCAUGGAGUGCAACGGGCCGGCUGCCAAAUUUAGUGCCGGAGGGGAUUCCGUGCAGCUGAACCUACCUAGAGAUCCGGUCACCUAGAGGCUGCUGACCGGAGCAGAGGAAGAUCUUUACAGCUGCCUGCUGCGCACUGCAGCCAGGGUUCCACUUCCCAGGAUGGCUGCAGGAAGAGGAGGAGGAAGCUGAAGAAGUUGU
Rana temporaria (common frog) is the source of this 660-nucleotide messenger RNA. RefSeq names its product transmembrane protein 275 (gene TMEM275). The record is from RefSeq and is a predicted model, not a curated record. Bases 1 to 546 code for a protein of 181 amino acids. Lineage: Eukaryota; Metazoa; Chordata; Amphibia; Anura; Ranidae. The transcript has a single exon.